Messenger RNA from Paramacrobiotus metropolitanus, 1437 nucleotides. RefSeq lists its product as uncharacterized. NCBI's taxonomy places the organism in Eukaryota, Metazoa, Tardigrada, Eutardigrada, Parachela, Macrobiotidae. Bases 735 to 1232 code for a protein of 165 amino acids. The transcript is spliced from 4 exons. The record is from RefSeq and is a predicted model, not a curated record.
UUUUCAUAUGUUUCUCGGUUUCUGUGGCCUCGGUGGUUUUCCAGGCUAUCGGAAGCUAUCACCGGAACCGGACCAGCCCGUGACGUCACAACGUAAUACGAGCGUUACGAAUUGUGGAGAUCCCGUGUUGUGUCCAACAAAGAGCACUGCGCUUCCACAGUCAACAGGGAAUCAAUCGAUCGUGCAGACUGCAACUGCGUGUAUAGUGACUAUACGUUGCUGGAGGCGGAAACGGCAUAUGCGCACUCCAGUAUCCCCGCGACUGAGUGCAGUGCUCGUGUGCAACAAUUAGCCCGAUGUGGCAGGUGGCUGCGGGCGGUUGCGCGGGCUGGCAUCCCCACUGCUGCGCGCUCUCGCUCACUAACUGUCUUUCCUACCCAGGAAGAAAGCCGAGCCACAUAUGUUUCCACAACAUUGGCCAAUCUAAUCGGGUUGAUUACGCACUGCACUCGCUUUUCCGUGGCCAUUCCGCUCGCUAUGCGCAUUAUGCCGGCAGCCACGAUCGUCUAGCGUGAUAAACAAACCCGGGAUUAUUUUAUCCUUCCGCGCAUGACAUAUAUCUAACCAUAAACACUGAAGCGUAGAUGUUUUGCUGAUCGAUGGCAUGGAUAUGUCCGUAUAUAAAAAACCCGGCGUAGCGACGAGGGGAUGAUUGUGGCGAUCAUGUUGCGGUUGUGAAGAGAUCAGUCUUUAAUGAUUGAUGCAGCAGGCUACUGAAUGGUACGACUGUGUGUAUGGCGAUCGGCGGAAUAAGUUGGUUAGCCGUGCCGGCUCAUGCGGCAUCCCUUUGGAUUAGACUGGCGCGUAAGGGGAUCUGGGGGAUUAUCCUGCUCCUCGCUGCACACGCACGCUCCGCCCGCGGCUACGACGACCAGGAGGCCUGCCGUUUCCACGUCGUCAACGAGACAACCGGCCUGUACGUGUCGCACUACUUCAUGUGCAAGGCCCCCUUCCCGCCCUACUGCUGCGGUACGGAUACCUUCAAGGAGUGCUGCCGGUGGACGCAUUAUGUUAUCAACCGAUUCGGAGGCGGCAGCACCGGACUCGGGGUGGGUCUGCUGGUUGGACUGGGAUUUGUAACUCACUGCCUUUGUGAUAUUUUUGCUGGUCUGCCUGGUGUUCCGGUGUUGUGUGGUGUCGCGAUGGAACCAGGCCAGCGAGCGGAGUACAUCGACACCACAGAAACGUCUGCACGACAACGUGGCCAUGUAGAAUGUAAUAAACGACCUUGAUUUUGUCUUUACUAAAUCGAAAGGAGACUGUCGUGAUUGGACCAAAGCUCUUCGGUACAUUAUAAGCUGUUCUUUUGAAUACGAGCGUUUUGUGCCCUUGAUUUGCGUGCGUUGCAUUGUUAAGCUGACAGCCGUUAAUCUUUCUAGAAAUAUUUCGCAUAAUAAAUUAGUCUGUUGAUCUUGAACAGCGGUGAAGCGCAUGAAA